This is a messenger RNA of Nymphaea colorata (pocket water lily), 1287 nucleotides long. RefSeq names its product putative DEAD-box ATP-dependent RNA helicase 33. Lineage: Eukaryota; Viridiplantae; Streptophyta; Magnoliopsida; Nymphaeales; Nymphaeaceae. The transcript has a single exon. Bases 48 to 1028 code for a protein of 326 amino acids. The record is from RefSeq and is a predicted model, not a curated record.
GAGGGAGAUUAGGUUAAACAAGGAGCAAGCAAAGAAGUCGCAGAGCCAUGGCGGUGUUGCAGAUGGGUUCCAUGCUUCCCAAGCCCAGCGACUACCUCUCUACCCUCAGGUCCGUUUCUUCAGGAAUCGAUAACCUUCGUCUCCAGGUUAGCUCAUCGUCUUCCUCUGCCAAUCUCGUCCGCUCGCCGCCGGCGACCAUAAUCAGAAUGGGCGGCGGGCCGCGGACGUACCCAGGGGGCGUGUCGAAGUGGCAAUGGAAGAGGAUGCAAACGAAGAAAGCGAAGCAGCUGCUGAAAGCGAGGCUUUGCCGCGAGCGCCAGCUCUAUGAGAUGCGGAAACGGACGGAGCUCAAGGCCGCCGUAGGGGAGCUCGAGAAGCCCUGGGAGGCCGUGCGACGCGCUCCUACCCUCUUUUCCAUCAGCGCCGACGAGCAGGUCAAGGCCCUUGCCGACCGAUUCCAGAAGCCUGGAGGCUAUGAUCUCUGGACGGAAAAGGACGGUCCACAGCUAUUUCAGACACCCGAUGGCCUCCCUUCCGCCAGGUUCUUCCCCAGGGGCGUCGUGCACAGCAUCAAGCACUACACAAGGGUUGACGAAUCUGGAGAACCCGAAAGCCGAGGACAUUUCCAAGACGAUGAGGUUGGAGAAAAGGGUUUUAGCAACAGCUUCGCGGUCUCGGAUGAAAUUGGAGGCAUGUUGCCCAAAUAUAAGUCGCGAGGGAAAAGAAGUUUAAUGGCCUAUGGGAGGGGAAAUGGUAAUUCGACUAACUUUAGCUCAGAUUCAGAGUGCAAUUCUGAAGAAGAAGACGUUGAUGAUGAUGGCAAUGAUCCUGAUAGAGGUGUCGGAUUGAACCGAAGCACCAGAACAGCUGUUACAUAUAGGAACCGCUCGGGAAGAUUCGCGAGGCGAAGCAAGGUAGACAGAGAGUAUGAAGAAGUCUUUGCAGAUAGCAGAAGAUGGGAGGUGAAGAAUAGACAUGGGCUCGACCGAAGAAGCAGAAGCAAUGGACAAGAAGGCAUUGAUAUUUAAAUUCGAAUCAAAGAAAAGGUGAUCACUGAGAAGAUUCGAUGUCAAGAAGGAACUCUCACGGAGGAUAUUGGUGGUCAGAUUCUACUUCCCUGGGUUGAUUUUCCUAUCCAUAGUGUCAAAUAAGUGGGUUGAAGUUAUAAUGUUCCUUUUCUUUUUUUGCUAGCUAUCUCCUAGACGUCUGUUCCCCUAUACAUGUACAAAAACAAGAGCUUACUUGUACAAAAUUAAGUAGGGCUAAAUUGUAUGUUAUUCGCUUUCA